CUCGUCUGCGGCGAUAUAUCGUCUAACCCUGGCCCUGCGAAAGGCAAAGAUAAGCCCAAGUUUCCAUGCGGCGAGUGUAGUAAGCCAGUGAGAAAGAACCAAGACGCCAUUUUGUGCUCGUCUUGUGAUACUUGGUCCCACGCAAAAUGUCUCAAAUUAACCGUUACCGGGUUCAAAUACUACCUACAACAUCCCGACUUGGAAUGGACAUGUGCUUUCUGCUCUCUGCCUAAACUAUCGGACUCCUUCUUUGACGAAACUGGCUCAUUUACUUUGAACGAGAGCAACUGUGAAAACGAGAAGUGUGAAGUCGAAUCGGUCGAUACCGACGUAGUCCUAACCAAGAUAAAAUACAUUAGAAUUGAGCACAGAAAAGAAUGUGUUAUUUCCUGCCUCAAUAUUAAUAGCUUGCAAAACAAGUUCGAUGAGGUUCGACUAUGGCUAGCUACUAAUACAUUCGACAUUUUGACAAUACAAGAGACUAAAAUCGACUCAACUUUUCCUAGCUCACAAUUUCAUGUCAAAGGUUUUAACUUUUAUCGUCGCGACAGAGUCAAAGGCGGCGGUGGCAUUGUAGUAUACAUCAGAGACAAUAUAGCCGCUUUACGGAAGAAAUUGAGAGGAAAAUAUGUCGAAUCAAUGUUGUUUGACAUGAAAAUCGGACAACGACAGUUUGCAUAUAUUACUGCCUAG
Pocillopora meandrina is the source of this 693-nucleotide messenger RNA. NCBI's taxonomy places the organism in Eukaryota, Metazoa, Cnidaria, Anthozoa, Scleractinia, Pocilloporidae. The record is from the annotation of a GenBank genome assembly.